AUGACGGAACAAAACCAGGUUAAAAGACAGAAGACUGAGGAGUCGUCAGCUAGACCCCAAAACGUCGGUAUUAAGGGUAUCGAAGUGUACAUACCAUCCCAAUGCGUGAACCAGGCAGAACUGGAGAAAUUUGAUGGCGUUUCCGCUGGUAAAUACACCAUUGGCUUGGGUCAAACCAACAUGGCUUUUGUGAACGAUAGAGAAGACAUCUACUCCAUGAGUUUGACCGUUUUGCACAGAUUGCUAAAAAACUACAAUGUCGACCCCAACAGCAUUGGACGUCUGGAAGUCGGUACAGAGACCCUUCUCGACAAGUCCAAAUCGGUCAAGUCGGUUUUGACGCAACUUUUCCCCGAAAACAAGGACUUGGAAGGUGUAGACAAUGUUAACGCCUGCUACGGUGGUACCAGCGCGCUUUUCAACUGUAUCAGCUGGAUCGAGUCGUCGUCUUGGGACGGCCGUGACGCCGUCGUGGUUUGUGGCGACAUCGCAAUUUACGACAAGGGAGCCGCCCGUCCCUCUGGCGGUGCCGGUACCGUGGCAUUGCUGAUCGGUCCUGAUGCUCCAUUGGUAUUCGACCCCGCUAGAGGAACCUACAUGGAUCAUGUUUACGAUUUUUACAAGCCAGACUUCACCAGCGAAUACCCUUACGUCGACGGCCACUUCUCGUUGAGUUGUUACGUCAAGGCGCUCGAUCAAGCCUACAAGUCCUACUCCAAAAGAGCUAUUGCCAAGGGAUUGGUCGCGGAACCAGCUGGAGCCGAAGCUGUCAAUGUCGCCAAGUAUUUCGACUACAACGUUUUCCACGUUCCAACCUGCAAAUUGGUGACUAAAUCUUACGGCCGUUUGCUGUACAACGACUUCAGAGCGAACCCAUCUCUAUAUCCUGAAGUCGAUGCCUCACUAGCUCAGGUCGAUUACGAAGCAAGCCUUGUCGACAAGAGCAUCGAGAAGACCUUCGUCGGCGUCGCCAAAGCUCUUCAGAAAAAGAAGGUCGACCCCUCUUUGAUCGUCCCCACCAACACCGGUAACAUGUACACUGGUUCGACCUACUCAUCCUUGGCAUCCUUGAUCUUCUACGUCGGGUCAGAGGCUUUGCAAGGAAAGCGAAUCGGAUUGUACUCUUACGGAUCUGGCCUUGCAGCUUCUUUCUUCUCUUUGAAGGUUGUCGGCGACGUGUCGCACAUUGUCAACGUUCUCAACAUUGACAAGAAGUUGCAAUCCAGAACUACCGAGUCUCCAGUGGACUACGAGGCUGCUAUUAAGCUAAGAGAAGAAGCGCAUUUGCAGAAGGAUUUCGUUCCAAAGGGAACCACCGAUCUGCUCCAACCUUCUACCUACUACCUAACAAAGGUUGAUGAUAGAUUCAGAAGAGAAUAUGCUCUCAAAGAGUAA
Lachancea mirantina is the source of this 1395-nucleotide messenger RNA. NCBI's taxonomy places the organism in Eukaryota, Fungi, Ascomycota, Saccharomycetes, Saccharomycetales, Saccharomycetaceae. The record is from the annotation of a GenBank genome assembly.